Molecule: messenger RNA, 1184 nt
Organism: Triticum aestivum (bread wheat)
Lineage: Eukaryota; Viridiplantae; Streptophyta; Magnoliopsida; Poales; Poaceae
Product: probable plastid-lipid-associated protein 11, chloroplastic
Exons: 3
Coding region: 95-763 (222 amino acids)
Source: RefSeq, a predicted model, not a curated record
GUAAUUACUCCAGGCCAAGCAUCAGUACGUGAGCUCGAGCUCGCUCCCCUCUGCCGUCUCCAAACUCUCCACCACCCAAACCAAAUCCUCGCCAAUGGCGCGACUACUCUUCCAAACCCACACGGCCGCGCAAACCUUCGCCCCGAGCCCGCGCGGCAACCGCCGCCCCGCUCCCGCCGCGCCCCACGCCGUCGGCUUCCUCCGCGCCCUCUUCCCUGCCCGGCCGCCGCCGGCCAAGGCCGAGCUCCUCCGCCUCAUCGCCGACCAGGGCCGCGGCCUCGAAACCCAGUCCGACCCGUCCCGCCUCGCGGACAUCGUCUCCUGCAUAGACGCCCUCGCUGCCUCCGCCCCGGACGCCGACACCGUGUCGGACGCCGCCAAGCUCUCCGGCACCUGGCGCCUCCUGUGGACGACCGAGCAGGAGCAGCUCUUCAUCGUGCGCAACGCCCCCAGCUUCCGCACCGCCGCCGGCGACGUGCUCCAGGUCAUCGACGUUCCAGCUGGGAGCCUCAACAACGUCAUCACCUUCCCGCCCUCUGGCGCGUUCGUCGUGAACGGCAGCAUCGAGAUCCAACCACCCCAGCGAGUAAAUUUUCGGUUUACACGUGCUAUGCUGAAGGGGGGCAAUUGGGAGGUUCCCUUUCCGCCAUUUGGGAAAGGAUGGUUUGAUACUGUCUAUUUGGACGAUGAAAUCCGUGUAGCGAAGGACAUAAGGGGGGACUAUUUAGUUGUUGAGCGUGCUCCAUAUUCUUGGAACGGAUAGUUGCUAAAUUUUUGGUGGGUGCUUAUCCACUUACACUUCAUAUUAUGUGCGUAGACAAAAGAUUUGCAGGACCUCAUAAUUUCCGAGCAAGUCUUUACCAUUUACUAGGCCCUUCAUUUUACUAUACGACUAGCUAAAUUGCUCGUGCAGGUAUGCAGCUAGAUACUCUACAGUAGGUAAUGCCUAUUAGGUACUCCCUCCGUCCUGAAUUACUUGUCGCAGAAAUGGAUGUAUCUAGAACUAAAAAAUGUCUACAUACAUCCAUUUCUACGACAAGUAAUUCCGAACGGAGGGAGUACGUAUGUAUAUGUUUGAAAAUAGCACUGUAGUUUCUUAUGGUUUGAAAUCAAGUUGUAAAUCUUAUGCCACUUCAGCACUUGAAGAUAUAUCUGAUUAAAAUGUGUUAUUAUAAUUGGAUUCA